Molecule: messenger RNA, 3685 nt
Organism: Ochotona princeps (American pika)
Lineage: Eukaryota; Metazoa; Chordata; Mammalia; Lagomorpha; Ochotonidae
Gene: EFR3B
Product: EFR3 homolog B
Exons: 23
Coding region: 215-2668 (817 amino acids)
Biological process (GO): protein localization to plasma membrane
Cellular component (GO): plasma membrane
Source: RefSeq, a predicted model, not a curated record
GGGGAGGCCGGGGGGCGGCGCGGCGGCCUGGGCGCUGAAUGGGCUGACUGCUCCCGGCUGCGUCCCGCCCCGGCCGGCCCCCGCGCCGCUCCCGCCCGGCUUCUGCGGCCGCCGCCAGCCCCGGCCCCGCGGUGAAUGAAAGGCAGCGCCGCCGGGGGUUGGCUGCGAGCGACGCGGCGACUCCGGUCUCCCCGGAGGCGCGCUCCCCGCCGAGAUGUACGGUGUGUGCGGCUGCUGUGGGGCCCUGCGUCCCAGGUACAAAAGGCUGGUGGACAAUAUCUUCCCCGAGGAUCCUGAGGAUGGCCUGGUGAAGACCAACAUGGAGAAGCUGACAUUCUAUGCCCUCUCCGCCCCUGAGAAGUUGGACCGGAUCGGCGCCUACCUCUCUGAGAGGCUCAUUCGAGAUGUGGGCCGCCAUCGCUACGGGUAUGUGUGCAUCGCCAUGGAGGCCCUGGACCAACUGCUCAUGGCCUGUCACUGCCAGAGCAUCAACCUGUUCGUGGAGAGCUUCCUUAAGAUGGUGGCCAAGCUGCUGGAGUCAGAGAAGCCCAACUUACAGAUCCUCGGCACCAACUCGUUUGUGAAGUUUGCCAACAUCGAGGAAGACACCCCGUCCUACCAUAGGAGCUAUGACUUCUUCGUGUCCCGCUUCAGCGAGAUGUGCCACUCGAGCCAUGACGACAUGGAAAUCAAGACCAAAAUCCGAAUGUCAGGCAUCAAGGGCCUGCAGGGCGUGGUGAGGAAAACGGUGAAUGAUGAACUGCAGGCCAACAUCUGGGACCCACAGCACAUGGACAAGAUUGUCCCAUCGCUGCUCUUCAACCUGCAGCACGUGGAGGAGGCAGAGAGCCGGUCUCCCUCACCCCUGCAAGCACCUGAGAAGGAAAAGGAGAACCCGGCAGAGCUGGCCGAGAGGUGCCUCCGGGAGCUCCUGGGCCGGGCUGCCUACGGCAACAUCAAAAACGCCAUCAAGCCUGUCCUCAUCCACCUGGACAACCACUCCCUCUGGGAACCCAAGGUUUUCGCCGUGCGCUGCUUUAAAAUCAUCAUGUACUCAAUUCAGCCGCAGCACUCCCACCUGGUUAUCCAGCAGCUCCUGAGCCACCUGGAUGCCAACAGCCGCAGUGCGGCAACGGUGCGCGCGGGCAUCGUGGAGGUCCUGUCCGAGGCCGCCGUCAUUGCUGCCACCGGCUCUGUGGGACCCACGGUGCUGGAGAUGUUCAACACGUUGCUGAGGCAGCUGCGGCUCAGCAUCGACUAUGCGCUGACUGGCAGCUACGAUGGGGCCGCUAGCCUGGGCACCAAGAUCAUCAAGGAGCAUGAGGAGCGCAUGUUCCAAGAGGCAGUCAUCAAGACCAUAGGCUCCUUCGCCAGCACGCUGCCCACCUACCAGCGCUCGGAGGUGAUCCUGUUCAUCAUGAGCAAGGUCCCGCUGCCCUCCCUGCAUCACCCCAUGGAGACCGGGAGGACCGGGGAGAACAGAAACCGGUUGACGCAGAUAAUGCUGCUAAAGUCCCUGCUGCAGGUGUCCACCGGCUUCCAGUGCAGCAACAUGAUGUCAGCUCUGCCCAGCAACUUCCUGGACCGCCUCCUCUCCACUGCCCUCAUGGAGGAUGCCGAGAUCCGGCUCUUCGUCCUGGAGAUCCUUAUCAGUUUUAUUGAUCGUCAUGGCAACCGCCACAAGUUCUCCACCAUCAGCACCCUCAGCGACAUCUCCGUCCUGAAGCUGAAAGUGGACAAGUGCUCACGGCAGGACACAGUGUUCAUGAAGAAACACUCCCAGCAGCUCUACAGACACAUCUACCUGAGUUGCAAGGAGGAGAGCAACGUCCAGCAGCACUACGAGGCACUCUACGGGCUGCUGGCGCUCAUCAGCAUCGAGCUGGCCAACGAGGAGGUGGUGGUAGACCUCAUCCGCCUGGUGUUGGCUGUUCAGGACGUGGCCCAGGUCAAUGAGGAGAACCUGCCUGUGUACAACCGCUGUGCACUCUAUGCGCUGGGCGCUGCCUACCUGAACCUCAUCAGCCAGCUCACCACCGUGCCUGCCUUCUGCCAGCACAUCCACGAGGUGAUAGAGACGAGGAAGAAGGAAGCCCCCUACAUGCUCCCUGAGGAUCUAUUUGUGGAGAGGCCCAGGCUGUCUCCAAGUCUCGACGGAGUAGUCAUCGAGCUCCUCUUCCGCCAGAGUAAGAUCAGCGAAGUCCUCGGGGGCAGUGGCUACAACGCAGACAGGCUCUGCCUGCCCUAUGUCCCGCAGCUGACAGAUGAGGAUCGCUUGUCCAAGAGGAAGAGCAUCGGAGAGACCAUUUCACUGCAGGUGGAGGUCGAGUCGAGGAACAGCCCGGAGAAGGAGGAGCGUGUGCCCGCCGAAGAGAUCACAUACGAGACACUGAAGAAGGCCAUCGUGGACAGUGUAGCGGUUGAGGAACAGGAACGGGAGCGGCGGCGGCAGGUGGUGGAGAAGUUCCAGAAGGCUCCCUUUGAAGAGAUUGCAGCACACUGCGGGGCCCGGGCAUCGCUGCUGCAGAGCAAGCUCAAUCAGAUCUUUGAAAUCACCAUCCGGCCUCCACCCAGUCCUUCGGGAACCAUCACAGCUGCCUAUGGGCAGCCACAGAACCACUCCAUCCCAGUGUACGAGAUGAAGUUCCCGGAUCUCUGUGUGUACUGAACUCCAGGACCUUGAGCACACACACCCUGAGGGGGGAGGGUCUGAGGGAAGGGCCCGCCCUCAUGCCCUCCUACCCAGGGGUAUAACAGCUCCCAGAGGUGGAACCCCAUACUACCUGGCCUACAUAGCCCUCCUGCCACUUCCCACCUGCCCCUAGGGAACCCUCCUGCGUCUGCCAUUCUGGGUCCACAGGGCCAAGGAGUCAGGCUGCCUCCCAAGAGAGACCAUGACUGUGGGGCGCAGCUGGUGCUUGAGGACAGCAGGAGCCCAUGCUCUGCUCCUGCCGCCCCCUACCCCAUGUCUUGCUGUAAGGCUGGAAUAGGCAGCAGCCAGGCCCCUCUGCCCAGUGCCCCUUUGGCACCCGCUCACUGACUCAGUUCAGAACAUGCCUGUGUAGGCCCUCCCUUCUCGGUAUUUCUCUGAAUUGGGGGUCUCUCCCCGAAGAACCCCAAAGGGCUUCUUGGGCUCAGAGCCAAAGUGAAUGGGAUAACCAGAUUCAGAAGGGGGAGGAGCCACAGAAAUCCCCAAGGUCACUCCAAGGUCACCUCCCACAGAAGAGGUAUCCAGCUGGGCCUGGGGAGGACUUGGAAGGAGGAAGCAUGGGAUGGAUGCCCCUCUGGGACCCAAGAACAUCAGACGACUGCUCUCUGAGUGUCUCACUUGGGGACCGAGGUCCUGCACCCCAGACAGGAAAUCUCUCUGGCCUGUAUGGGCGAGGUCUGGGAUGGCAGUGCCGGGGCCAACGCAUGUGGCUCUUGGGUUCCACUCACCUUCGCACUGGAUGCCACCUGCCCAGGAGGGGCUGGCAUAGCUGAGGAGCAUCAGGAGAGGGUGAAGGAGCCAGCUGCAAGGUCGUGGCCCCCUCCAAGGGCAUGGGCAGCAGACUUCCCCCUGAGCCUUCUCCCCGCCAUGGUGUGAUCCACAUUCAGCCCUGCCUUCUCUUCCGGUCCAUCCUCCCCUAACUUUUCCUGAGCAGGUAUGACCUGCAGUGAGAAGGAUUGGGCAAUACUCCCUCUG